AUUUGAAGCACCAAUCGCAUCACGUCGCCAUGGAACCGAUUGCGCCUAUUGCCAUCAAUGUGGUGCUGCCUUCGGGGGAACAAGUGGCGCAGCUCAUGGUCAACCCUGAGAAGUCGAUUAUGCAGAUGAAGACUCAGAUCGCUGGACUGGAAGGUACACCGGUGGCAAAUCAGGUUCUACUCCUGAAUGACCAGCAAGUGGAAGAUGCGGACACGCUCCGGAGUUUGAACGUUUCUUGCGAAGCCACUUUCCUCCUGUUGCGGCGUGCCCCUCUGCUUUCUGGUGCAAUCAAUCGAGAAGAGCUGGAACAUCUUCUGGAGGACAACCUGGCCUUGGAACAAGCCAUCGUGGCAUACAGCGAUUCAUUGCAAUACUUGCCCUCAGACAUAACCACUAUCUCUGAAGAAGUUGCUGAGGGCCUUGUGGCUAGUGGAUCUGGCCACGAUAAGGCCGCACUGCUAUCGGGCAGACAGGUGGAGCUAUGGCAGGACAUCGCUAAACAGACAGGGAAAGCUCGACAAGUUGCCUUCUCCAGGGCUUUACGAAAGGAGUUAGAGCGCAUUUCCGCUGCAUUGCCACUUGGAUCCGUUGGAACUGGGCCUUCAACCAGUCAUCGACGGCAGCGAACCGCAAGUGACGACGUCCCACGGGCUGAGCUUCCGCAGUCUGCAGCUUCCUUCGCAGCUCCCGCAGCAGCCCCUGCAGCAGCCCCUGCAGUUCCAGUAGCAGCUGAGCAGCUCGCAGAUCCCGCUGUCCCCGCUGUCCAUGCUGUUCCAGUGCAGCCGCCAGCUGUCGAAUCUGUGCAGGUUGCGCCUGGUGUAGAGGUGGCGCGCCCGGCUCCGAAGAACGCCAGGCAUUACAUGCAGCUGCUGCAGCAUGCUGAAGGCCCUCAAGGCCCUCAAGGCCCUCAGGGCGGCAGAGAUGCCCAACCAGCUGCAGGUCCUUUGGACGAACUAAACCUACGGCACAUUGACGUACAGAAAGAUGAUGCCCGUUUUGCCAAUCAUCCAUGGAUGGGAGCUGGGGUGGAGCUGAAAACCUAUCUUCACCGUCAAUGGGCGGUGUGUGAAGGCGAGUCUCCUAAGCAGAACCUCCAUGUGUAGCAAAAUGGAAUGAUGUUGUCGCUCGGACAUCAUCGCACGACGAAAUUUUAAAAAGGCACUGCAGCGGCUGAGAAACUUGCAUCAUGACAUAUCAU
Molecule: messenger RNA, 1198 nt
Organism: Cladocopium goreaui
Lineage: Eukaryota; Dinophyceae; Suessiales; Symbiodiniaceae
Source: the annotation of a GenBank genome assembly